Molecule: messenger RNA, 1010 nt
Organism: Nilaparvata lugens (brown planthopper)
Lineage: Eukaryota; Metazoa; Arthropoda; Insecta; Hemiptera; Delphacidae
Exons: 2
Coding region: 537-1010 (157 amino acids)
Source: RefSeq, a predicted model, not a curated record
UUAUUUGGAUAAGUUAUUGAAGUCAGGAAGAAAAUAUGCGUUGAAUUUGAAGCUCUGACUAGAAAUUAUCACUUAGAAGUUAACACAAACUCGAUAUUUUUGAACUUCAAGUUUUUGUUUUGUAUUGAGUUGGUUUUACAUAAUAUAUUUACAAUAAUUUCAAGAACGUAUAGCAAUAUAUGGGUGAUUAAUGCGAGGAAAAUACGUUAUAUUUUAAAAAAACUCGCAAAUAAAAUUGAAACUUAUGUCGGGUAAUCUCGAGAAUGGGAAUUCUAGAACUUGUAACUAAAGUAUGAAAGAAUAUGAAUUGAAAAAUAGGAAACAAGCCAUCGUGACAGGAAAAUAAUAUGCGUCAAAGAUUGAUCAUCCGUUAAAAAUAGGUAAUACUUUAAAGUUGGAUGAAUAAAUUGCGGUUACCUUCUUGAGGAAAUCUAGGGAGCAUAAUGCAUCCUAUAAGCACGUAUCUAUUGGAGGAUGUGGUCGCUUCCGUCAAUUAGAGUUUUAUUUCAAUUUUGAGAAUAGUGCAGUCUAGGAAAAUGGCUCGUGGACACUACACCGUUCAGAAAGGCUCGCCAUUUGCGCGCUGCAAACCAUGGAUUGUGGCGUUUGCAGUUCUUGGCAUUUUAGCACUAGUCCAAGCAUCCAUUUUGAUGACACCAUAUUUAAUGGAAGACGAUAGGCCUACACCAACAUUUGAUGCAUUAGAAAAUCAUCCUGAGUCAUCAAACAUAUCAACAGUUAUAACUGAAACUUAUCCUUCUGAUACUGGUUCAACACCGAAAUCUACUACCUCGUUCGAUGAUACUGAUGUGCAUACAACUGCUGCAUCUACAAUGCAUACGAAUAGGCACUCUGAUGGAGAAUUUGAUAUUCUUGUACUAGGAAAAUGGAAUACUUCUUUAGAUUUUGAAAACUCAACUAAAGCUAUGGACUCAUCAAAUUCGACGGAAAGCACUACAGUACUGACUGAAACUACUGAAACUGAAGAUAGUGAGAUUGUAGUGUCAUGA